Molecule: messenger RNA, 3050 nt
Organism: Notolabrus celidotus (New Zealand spotty)
Lineage: Eukaryota; Metazoa; Chordata; Actinopteri; Labriformes; Labridae
Product: discoidin, CUB and LCCL domain-containing protein 1
Exons: 15
Coding region: 94-2019 (641 amino acids)
Source: RefSeq, a predicted model, not a curated record
GCAGAACUUUGUACUACAACUUUUCACUGAAGCCAGGACCCCGAGCCGUCAGGGUUUGCACCUUACUUUUCUACAUGCAGACCCCUGGAAAACAUGCUGGCAAAGUGCGAAAACAUCCGGGAUGCUGUGAAGUCUCUUGUUGCUGGUUUCUGGAUAUUUUUCAGCGUCUGUUCUAUUGGUGUUCACGGCCAGGAGGGUAAUGGCUGCGGACACACAGUGCUGGGCCCAGAGUCUGGCACGUUGGCCUCUCAGAACUACCCGGGCACCUACCCCAGCAACACCUGGUGUAAGUGGAGGCUCCGGGUGCCAGAGGGGCGACUGCGACUGCUGUUCGGGGAUUUCGACAUCGAGAACAGUCCAGGGUGCAGAAACGGCUCUCUUGUGAUUAUAGACAAGAACGGAGAACAGAGUCUGGGUCCAGUGUGUGGGAGGCUUGAUGCAUCACAGAAGAAUCUGACUCUAAGAAGCAAUGAAGCGACAAUAAGUUUCAGGUCAGGCCCACACCGCUCAGGACGAGGGUUUCUACUGUCUUAUACCACAGACCGGUACCCAGAUCUCAUUUCUUGUUUACAACGAGGAUCUCAUUACAGCUGGCAGCUAUUGAGUGUGUACUGUCCUGCUGGGUGUAAGAAUGUCACAGGCGAUGUUUGGGGAAACUCUGAGCAAGGUUACAGAGAUACCUCAGUCCUAUGCAAGGCUGCAGUUCAUGCAGGAGCAGUGUCUGAUAGUCUGGGAGGUCAUGUCACUGUGAACCGUGGGAAAAGUAUUAAACUCUAUGAAUCCACCUUUGCCAACGGUGUCCUGUCAAAAAUGGGAUCAUUAUCUGAGAAGAAGCUGCUCUUCAGUCAAGAAUGUAACACCAUCCUGAGUGUGUCUGCUUUGAAUGCCUCAUCUUUCUGGGAUAAGAAGAGUCAAGAGCACACAAUGUUCUUACCAUGGACAGCAGACAGUAAUGACCAAGAGCCGUGGGUGGAGCUGGAGCUGAGUGACAGAAGCACAAUCACAGGAAUAAUAACAACAGGAUCAAACAAGUACUACAUAGAAUCCUUCAUUCUUCUUUUCAGCAAGGACAGAAAAAAUUGGAAGCUUUACAAAGGCGCUCUGAGCAAAGAAAAAAAGGUGUUUCAGGCCUACACUGACGGCCACCUUAGGGCGCUCAACAGCCUUUUCCCCCCAGUGGUGGCUCGGUUUGUCCGUUUGCAGCCGGUGAAAUGGCAAAGCAGAGCCUCAUCUCAGGUCCAGGUCCUGGGCUGUACUGCCAAAUUCACCCCAAGGUCACGCCCAGGAGCAGAAUCUCCAUCCAUCAAAGUGAACAUGGAUACACAGCCCAGCCCCACUCCGACCCCCACUGAGGGUCCAGUGUUAGUGGAGACGAGACUGAGCUCCAGUCAGCCAGUCAUAGUGGCAGUGGGAGUGGUCUUGGCGCUGAUAAUGUGUGGCAGUUGUUUGUUAGCUGGAGUCUGGUGGAAAAGAAGGAAAAAAGAAUCACAACUAAAGUACUCUCUGCCCACAACAGGUUGUCAAAGCUUUCAGUCAAAGAGUCUCCCCUGCUCCCAGUCCGAGCUUAUCUCCUACCCUCUGAAGAGAAAUGUCCAUGAUGCUCUGCCAAGCCCUCCCCUUAAUGACUAUGCCGAGCCUGCUGUUGGACAGAAAAUCGGGUCGACAUUCAGACCUUCCUCAGAAGAGGGCUACACAGCCCCCUUCACCUUCAGCCAUUAUGACACUCCUGGAAGCCUUCCAGAGUACGCUGAGCCUCUUCCCCCGGAGCCCGAGUACGCCACCCCAUUCAGCGAGCAGCCCUCUGAGUCACAUGGACCUCUUGUACCAGCACCCAGCGCCGGCACGAGGACAACAUCCAGCCGCUCUCAGUAUGACUGCCCUUCUCACAGAAUGCUGUCCAACGGCUACUGUACUCCCGCUCUUCAUGCUAACGGCCCACGCCCUGUCAGUGUGGUCUAUGCUGAACCCAAGUCACGUAACUCAUCCCUACAGAAGCACACGUAUGAAGAGCCUUUGUGAGCAGCUCGGACAUUGAGAAAAAGACUCUUCUUAGAGAGAUAAAUGUGUAAGGACCAGAGGGUGAUCUCAGCGGAACACAAAGCCAGACAGUGUUGUCCAGUGUGCUUACACUGACAGAGCUGCACCCCAGGGAUGAGCCAAAAGUCUACAAGGCACGGUGGACUACGUGUACAGUACACUGAUCUGAGAGCCAUAUGGAUGCAAAUAUUUUCUUUACACAGAUAUGUUGUUGUACAAAGAAAAUCCACGUUCAGUCAUGACUCAGAGGAACUGUUUAAUAGUGAGAUGUUUUAUCACAAGUUGCACUUUUAAAAAACACUUACAGCAAUGUAUUAAUGCAAAAACAAGUCUAUUGAAUAUGUUAAUUGUCCUCACAAAACUUUUUAUUCAUAAUGUAUCAUUUCGGCAUGUUUAAAAGAAACAUUUAUAAAGCACUAUAAAUGGUACAGAGUAACAAAGUGGUUAGAAUUGUUGCUGUGAUUGUGCAGAACCACUAGGUGGCACUCUAGAGCUGUUAACAUUUUAAAAGUGUAUUUAUUUGUCGGCUGGUUCUAACACUUCAGAUCAUUUUCAUCCAUUUCUAACAGAAUAAACAUUGCGUUAAAUUAAAACAAAGGCACGACAGGCAAGGUGGAGCUGUGAUCCAGAUGGAGGACUGAACAUUACAUGGAUUAGCAUGGACCACAGUGACCUUGACUAAGACACACCCACCGAUUCCAUCAUGUGGUCUAUUUAAUUUUUUAGGCUUCUGUGACUUUCUAUUAUUCCAUUGAAUGUCCAGUCAUUUUUGUUGGAGACAUGUUGGUGUUAACCACAUACAAUUACUAAAAACUUGAUUUAGAAAUCUGGAAAGAUGUUGCUUUUCAAGUUGAUUUUGAGACAAAGAAGAAGAAGAAUAUAUGAAAGACGUAAGAUUGUACUUUUUCCCCCUAAAACCAGGCCUUUUGUUGCAUCUAAAAAUGUCACUGAAACACUCCAUUACUUCCACAGCUGAAUAAUGCCCAAUAAAUCAACUUUGUUAAGAAAAUGAA